Messenger RNA from Arctia plantaginis, 576 nucleotides. The record is from the annotation of a GenBank genome assembly. Lineage: Eukaryota; Metazoa; Arthropoda; Insecta; Lepidoptera; Erebidae.
AUGGCCUCCUUGGCCGGAGACGACGGGGAGCACGGGGAGGAUAAUGUUCGGCCCGUCCGGGAAUCGGAGGUAGGGGCGGCUGUUCUACGGAUCCGUUCCAAGAACACCGCCCCUGGGCCAGACGGGGUACCGGCCCGAGUGCUGGCCCUGGCCCUCAACCACAUGGCAGACCGCCUCGGGGAGGUGUUCGACGCUAGCUUGGCGUCGGGACGCUUCCCUGAGUGCUGGAAGAGCGGGAAGCUGGUCCUAUUGAGGAAGCCGGGACGGCCUGCCGAUUCGGUCGCGGCCUAUAGGCCCAUCGUGCUGCUGGACGAGGCGGGCAAAUUGUUUGAGAGGGUUCUUUCUGCCCGCAUCGUCCGGCACCUCUGCGAGGUGGGCCCCGAUCUGUCGGACGCCCAAUUUGGUUUUCGGGCGGGGCGUUCGACGGUCGACGCCGUGUUGCGCCUGAGGGCCGUGACCGAAGAGGCCCUGCAUCAGGGAAGCACUCCACUAUCAUGGGGUGCCAAAGUACCUGAGGCGGCUGGUGGCAGACUAUUUAGAGGAGCGUACCGUCGUGUACGAGGACCGAGAAGGUAA